Molecule: messenger RNA, 2061 nt
Organism: Effrenium voratum
Lineage: Eukaryota; Dinophyceae; Suessiales; Symbiodiniaceae
Source: the annotation of a GenBank genome assembly
AUGGUGCGAGGACUCGGGCUGACGUUGAGCUUCGCGGUGCUGGUUUCCCCAACUCUGGCGGGCAAUGCUUCGACUGCCGGCGCUGGCAAUGCUUCGACUGCCGGAAAUGCCUCGUUGAUGGGCAAGGGCAACGGCAAGAGGAAGGGCCAACUGAAGGCCCUGGCUUUGGAUGCCGCCGGGGAGAUCCACGAGCUGCAGGUGGAGAAGGAGCAGCUGCGGCAGGCUCUGUUGGAAGCCACCACAGGAGCCAACCUGGCGGCCAGCGCGGCCAGCGCUGCCGCGGCCGCCGCGGAGAAGGCUGCGGCGCGGAUGGUGCGGAAGGCCGGCGACGACCUUGUCGCUUCCGCUCCGGCUCCGGGUCGCCUCGUUCCAGCGGAGCAAGGGCUGCACCCUGUGGGGCUGGUGAUCAUGGCGGACGAGCUCUUUCAGAAGAGAUAUGCGCCUCAGAUCCAGUCGGUUCGGUGCUAUGUCCAGCAGCAAGGCUAUGAUCUGUGGCUGCUGAACGGCAUGAUGUUUCCGAGGUGUGUCGCGUUCCACAGCGACUUCUUCUACUUGAAGCACUGCGCCGUGGCGGAGUUCUUGGAGACUCAGAAGGAGGGGUACAGCGCGGUGGUGCUGGACGCCGACGUGGUGGCGGUGGCGCUGGACCGGCCCUUGGACUUCUGGCUCUCGAGCAAGUCUGAUCUGCAGUUCUACGAGCGCAUCGCCGGACCGGAAGUGAUGGCAGGAAACUACAUUGCCCGCAACGUGCCCUGGGUCCGCGAGUUCCUGCGGCACUGGGCCCUGCUGAGGAGCCGCAAGCCCCCGGGCUUCAGCUCCGCGGACAACGGGGCGCUCCACGUGAUGCUAAUCAACGCGCUGGAGCUGGACGGCGCAGCGCAGGUCACUGAGUUGUACACCAACCUCACUGCGACGGUGAAUGACUUGGCUCCCUACUGGAGCUUUGUGCGUGCUGCGCAGAAAGUGCUGGGCCCGCCUCGCACCUGGAGCCUCACCAGCACCGCCUUCGGGCGACGCCACGGGUGUCUCUGGCGCAGCUGCGAGCUCGCGGUGUGGCCCAGGAUGAGCUUCUUCGUGGAUGACGGGGUCUACCUUGAGCAGAAGGCCAGUGGCUUGGUGGGACCCAUCAUGCACCAUGGCAUCAAGGAUGCCAAGACUGUUGAACCUCAUUACUUCCAGAGCGUGUGGUCAUGCAUGAUCAACGCCCCGGAGGCCUUAGUGGAUGCCUCCAGCAUGGGCCAGGUGGCGUGGCGGGUGGCCGUUGGCUACCCCGAGCUCUACCCCCAGGGCUCCGGGUGCAUUGGCCCGCAGUGCGCCGAAGCCUGCGUCUCAAACUUCACCUGUUCGCCGCUGGGGGACUUCGAUGAGCCUCUGAUGCGCCAGUGGCAGCGGGACUACAAGUACUUCUUGGUGGUCCUUCGCCGGGUGCUGUGCUUUGCGCUGGCCUCCGUCGUGGUGCUGGGGGCAACCUGCGCCCUGGUGAGGCUCGAGCCAUGCAAUGAGCGGAAGCUCCACCCGAUGGUCUACAAGGAGGGGGAUGGCCAGACUGCGCCCAGCGUGGUUUCGUUGAAGACCUGCGACUUUCUGCAGAUCAACGGGCAGGAGGUGGGCUGUGUGCAAGCGGAAUGGUCCGGCCGGGUACUGAAGCGUAAGAAGCAGGAGGUGGGCGUCCUCUGUGAGGCGCCGAUCCACUUCGAGGCACAGAACGCCGCGGGGGCCAGCACCUGGAAGGCGGCGGAGGGCAAGAUUGUGGUGGCCCAGCGAGGGGACGAGGAGUUCGACGCCAUGGCGCGGCGGGCGGAGACUUCGGGGGCGGUGGGCCUGGUGGUGGUGGAUAGCCACGAGACCUUCGAGGACGACUUCGAGAUGGCCGCGGAGGACCCCCGGCGUCCGCCCCCGGUGCCGGCGGUGUUGGUGCCCAAGAGCUGGCAGCCCAUGCUGCGCAGCGGAGAAGCGGCCACCAUGGUAAGGAGGUACCAGCGCACUCCCUCCAAGGCGGACGCCCGGAUGCUGCAGUUCCUGCGGCUGCGGGGCGUGGAUGUGAGCCUCAAGGUCCAGUGA